Sinocyclocheilus rhinocerous is the source of this 2015-nucleotide messenger RNA. RefSeq names its product chondroitin sulfate proteoglycan 5-like. The coding region runs from base 257 to 1897 and encodes 546 amino acids. Gene Ontology annotation, biological process: cell projection morphogenesis. Lineage: Eukaryota; Metazoa; Chordata; Actinopteri; Cypriniformes; Cyprinidae. Gene Ontology annotation, cellular component: synapse. The record is from RefSeq and is a predicted model, not a curated record. The transcript is spliced from 6 exons.
GAUCACCGACUUGCAUUUUGUCUGUGGCAAUGGGACCAUAAAUGACCAAAUUCCAUCGCAUUGAAAAAAAUAGAAGUAAACAAAUACGACCAGUGAAGACACCUCAUAAAAGAAGUGGACAUGGAGACGCCGCGCAGAGGAGAUACGCUAUAACAGACUGAACAAACCACAUCCAGGAUUUACUUCUCGACUUGAACACUUUUUGAACAAGGGUUAUAGAAUUUUUCCUUGCUAGAUUUCUUUGUUACAUGCAAGCAUGAACCGAAAGGAGAUGAGCUCGUGUUUGAGAUGCUGGAGCGUGCCGAUGCUCUCUGUCCUUCUGCUUGUCUUCUUGACACCGCUGUUUGCACAUGGUAACUCUGUGGUGGGAAAUGAAACCGAGGUUGAUAGUGCUGUUAACGUGACCUCCUUGUCUACCGGGGAUGAAGAGGAGAAGAUAGAGGAGGUGUCACAGUUCACCAGCUUGUCCAGCUCCUCAGACCCGACUCGCAAUGGACGAAAGUUUAGAGAUGAAGAAGUAGGCAGUGGCAUGCUGGAAGAGGUCUUCCAGCCAACUCCUGGAACUCCAACUUCCAGUGAAGGUGCCACAACCACUUUGGCAAGCCCAGAGAUCAGCUCAGAGUCUGCUGAGACCGAAAACUUGCUUCUCCAUGAGCCUGUCAGUACCUCCUUCGUGAAGGAGCAUGUCACCCCCUUCAUGGAGGAAGAGGAACAGGAAACGGAAGAGGAAGUGAGGCAGCAAGUGCCUACACUACCACCCUGGCUGGAUGCUAAAGAAGAUUUGGAGACCACCGUGUUUGACCUCGACCAUGAGACGUCUCCCACAACCCCAUCCCCAACUCAUCCCCCUUCCCCGUCCGACGUCACCGUAGAUUUCUUUGACCCCGGCUCCCGCCGCAAGAACCUUGGGCCACCGUCUCAUUCCCCGCAUGAGCUUCAGGGCCGUGACCCCACCUCCUGGUCCAUGCCCGACAACUACGACUACAUGACGCCCUACGACGACAGUGUGUCUCCCACCACUGAAGAUUACCCCUACAGCAGCACUACUGACUCUUACAACGAUGACAUCUCCACUACUCCUCCUUCCAAACGCUUCCCUCCUCGAUUGCCCUCCAACCCUGUUUUCACGCUCCCCAAAGGAUCCACUGUGGGUGCAGGCCCCCGUGCUCCCCCUGGUGUGGUCGACUCAGUUAACGGCUCAGAAUGUCGGCAAGGUUUUGUCCGCACCAAUGGCUCCUGCAAGUCUCCAUGUGACCUGCAGCCCAACUACUGCCUCAACGGAGGCCAGUGCUACGUUAUGGAAGGAGCUCAAAUGUUCUGCAGGUGCAACAUCCAGGACUACAUGUGGCACAAGGGUGCCCGCUGUGAAUCGGUCAUCACGGAGUUCCAGGUAAUGUGCAUCGCCAUCGGGGCCUCCGCUCUCAUGGUGCUCCUGCUCUUCAUGAUCGUCGUUUGCUUUGCCAAGAAGCUGCACGUGCUCAAGACUGAGAAUAACAAGUUGCUCAAGCGCAGCAGUAAGUACCGUCCUUCCUCGGAGCACCACAAUGAUAAUUUCUCGUUGUCCACCAUCGCUGAGGGCUCCCAUCCAAAUGUAAGGAAACUUUGCGACACCCCUCCUAACCUCCCUCAUGCCCGUGCUUUGGCUUACUAUGAUAACAUUAUCUGUCAGAAAACCAUGAGCAGAUACACCUGGGAGUGUAAGACCAAAGAGGAGCCCGACUGUGAGGAUGAUCCUAAUACCCAGAACAAGCUGGAGGACCCCGUGAAGGCGCCCCCACCCAAAGAGGACGAGUCACUGAACAUCCAGAACUCGCUCACCCCUAAGCACGAGAACCAUAAGGUGCUGGGCGAGGAGAACUCUUCGGAGGUAAACUCGCUUCAGAACAACAUGAUGUAGAACAGAAACAAAAGCACCCUACGCAACCACGUCCACGAUCACUUAAAGCAUCGAGCAGCAGACGCUACGAGCAGCCACACCCACCACACCAUCACCACAUGACAGAAAACUUUAAAAA